This is a messenger RNA of Rhizophagus irregularis DAOM 181602=DAOM 197198, 1432 nucleotides long. RefSeq lists its product as uncharacterized. The record is from RefSeq and is a predicted model, not a curated record. Gene Ontology annotation, molecular function: phosphatidate phosphatase activity. Lineage: Eukaryota; Fungi; Glomeromycota; Glomeromycetes; Glomerales; Glomeraceae. Gene Ontology annotation, biological process: phospholipid metabolic process.
AUUCAACUAAACGAGUCAACAAUUGGAAUCAGCAACAAAUAGGACUCCGAGCCAAGAAUUCUGUAGAGAAAUAUCCGAUAUUACAAUUUUCUAUUAUUGCAUAUAAGGAGAAUAGGGAUUAAUGUUUAGAGGGCUGUGUCCCGUGCACCCAUUCUGCAUUAGAUUUUAUUGGCAAAGAUGUGGCGAUUAGUAUUUCUCGAUUAAUCCUCUUGAGUAAUAAAUAAAUAAAUAUUUAUUUCGGCUUUUUCUUUCUAUUAAAAAAUUAGGUUUUUUUUUUAAAAAAAAAAAAAAAUGUCCGAAUUUUCAAAGAUACAAAUUCUUAAGGCUUAUGCUCUAGAUUGGGUCCUAUGCUUCAUUUUUCUCGGCAUAUUCUUCAGCGUGGACCAAUUGGAACCAUAUCAUCGAUUAUUUUCUUUGGAGGAUAAAACGAUUCAAUUUCCUUUUGCCGAAAAAGAAAGAGUGCCAAUGUGGUUAUGCGCUAUAAUUGUAGUAGUUGUUCCGUUUGUUAUUAUAACUUUUGUGGCUCUCGCGAUUAAAAAAAGUAUGCAUGACUGGCAUCAUGCUUCACUAGGUUUGUUGAUGGGUCUUACGUUGACUCUUAUGGUUACUGAGGUAUUUAAGAAUACGGUUGGUCGUCCAAGACCUGAUUUUAUUGAUAGAUGUCAACCGAGCGCUGCAUUUGAUCCAGGUUUAGGAUUAAGCAACUCUACAAUAUGUACAAGAACCGAUUUAUUGAAAGAUGGAUUUAAAAGUUUCUUAUCCGGACAUUCCUCAACAUCUUUCGCUGGAAUGGGAUUUUUAUCACUAUAUCUCGCCGGAAAAUUACAUGUAUUUGAUCAAAAGGGAUAUACAUAUAAAGGAUUUGUCGUUGCAGCACCUUUAGUUGUAGCAAUUCUUAUUGCUAUUUCACGUACCGAAGAUUAUCGUCAUCAUUGGCAUGAUGUUUUUGCCGGUAGUUUAGUUGGGUUUCUUUUAUCAUAUUUUGCAUAUCAUCAAUAUUAUCCAGACUUACAUUCAAAAAUAUCAGAUAAACCAUUUACAAUCAGAUUAAAGAAAGUAGUACCAGAAUAUAAAGCAGAAUUUAGUUUUAUGGAUGGUUCGGAAGUUGAAAUUACUGUAGUUAAAAAUGAUGAACAACUUUUACUUAAAGAUUCCAGAGCUUUAUUAGCUGAUUCUAGUAGUAAUAAUACUGAAGGUGGUUCAGCUGAUAUUGUAGUAUCAUAGUUUAAUUUAAAUAUCCGGAUAACAGGCUUGCCAUAAAUUAUUUAAAUUAAAAGUUACCAUAAUCAUAAAUUAUUUAUUAUAUAUAAUUGAGAGCGACUCGACCUCCGAAUCAUGUAAUCAUGUAAUGUAAUUAAUUAUAUAUAAAGUUCAAUAAUGUAAAAAAAUAAUUUAUUGUAAUUGGACAAAUAUUUUAAUUACUUUAUUAAUU